GAAAUAAGCAAAACCACCUAACCGAAAAACACCCGCCCCAACGCCCACCCUUUUCUCUCUCUCUCUCUCUCUGGAGGCGAGAUAGACGAUGGAGCAUGGACAGGAAGAAGGAGAAGAAGCUCAGGUCUCAACUCACCUCUUUGUGCGGGACAGUUCUUCACCAAUCCUCCAUCACCACCAGGCACAAUCACUCGCUCUCUAACACUGUCAUUCAACUUCUGGAAUUCUCCAUCUUUUCCGAAAAUGGCUGCUUUAAAGAGGGCAUAUGCGGAUAUUAUCCUCAACACAGCAAAAGAGGCAGCAACCCGUAUUCUGGUUUCAGAGCGCAAGUCUCUUCGAUUCCAGCAAGAACUUUUUGCUGCCAAGGAAGAGGCUCUCAACAUGCUCCUACGUCUCAAGCAAGUUAUGGAUUCCAAGAUUGCUGAGGUGGAAAGGGAAUGCUUAUGUCAGAAAAGAAAGGUUCAAGAGCUUGAAGUUCACCUCAACAAAGCAGAAGAGACAGUAAAAGACCUCAGAACCGAGCUAAAAAUAGUGCAUGAUGAACUGGAGAGCAUGAAAAAUAACCUGGCAAAGCCAAUGGACGAAGAAACUGCGAAGUGCCAUUGUGAUGUCCGCGACAAUGCAUGCCGGGGGAAGAAAAUGUAUACUUAUGAUUCAAUCAUGUGUGGUCUUGUUUCAAGACCCAAACUUGUGUCAACUUUCGACAGCAGGGAUACAUCGCAAAAUUGGUCAAGUGCAGAUGAUUGUCGUCGCAUGCCUCCUUUUGAAGAUGCAACAACACAUACUGAACCCUCGAAUGCUGCAUCACCCUCAAAGGAUUAUUGUGCUAGCAACCCUGAUUUGCCAUCCAUAAUUAUGAGAAGCAAAGAACCUGCUGAGUCGUACAAAAAUGGAUUUACCCAGAGAAUUCAUGCAUCAGAACAGAACCUGCUUUCAGGGAAACUACCUCCUCCUGGGCAAACCAAUGAUAGAUGUGAAUCGGUAGUUGGAGAGGAUGGAACAGCCAAAAAGAUUUGCACCGUGGAUUCACCUAAGGUUGAGAAUGCAGAGGUUCUGGUCGAGAACUCAACUGGGUCGAAAGAAAUGGUGCAACAUGAUAGCAGCAGUGACAGAGGCCGAGUUGUCACGUUCUUCCGCAGAUCCUCUUUGAGAAAGCAACGGUCUAGAUGUAAUCAAAUUGAGGCUACAACCACCUGGGGAACUCUACCUGCUCAGGUCAUGGAAAACCGUGAACUGUCAAAUGUUUACUCUUGUUCUGAAAGUUCUCCAUGUUCACAAGGUAAUGCGACUGAAUUUGAAGCAAACCUAUCGAGCAUGACUCGGGAAGAGGCCCAUAAUGGCUUUGACUCCCAUUUUGCUCCCGAAGACAGCAAAAACUCACAAAACAGAAGUGAUGGUGAGAUUAUUGUGACAGGGAGUGUUGAGAAUGCUACAGAUAAAUUAAAAUUAUUGACCGAGGAAUCCUUGUUAACAAGACAGGAUUCCAAAGUUGCAGAUGCUUCAGAUGUUUCUGUUUGUAAAGUGAACCUUGAGACGGUUGAUGUGCCAUUGAUGAAUUCUGAUUUGAAAGAUGAAAAACUAUGCAAAAUAGUUGGAGCUCCUACUCAAGCUGCAAAUGAUAGGCUUCUCAAGUAUACAUUCCGGCGGAAGCGCAAGAGGGAACCUUUGGGGAUCCACAAGGAUGAGAUUGUCAUUGAAAAGAAGAACCCUUCGAAGAGAAGGACAGCGGAUAAGAGAACUGCCGUGCUGGAGACACAAAAACCUACCCAAGUGAUGGGUUCAUCACGAGACAGUCGCCGACUGGUGCAGGUUGCUCGCCAGCUCAUUUCUCUUUCUGGGAAAAGAUGGUAGGAGAUUUUCGGCUUUCUUAUAUCGAAUGGGAAGUGAAGUUGAACUUGAAGGACAACCAACUCUAGAACUUGAUUUUCAUUGACAUAAAACUCAUUCUGCUUUCAACUGCUACUGCUACAGCCUGAUGAAUGACAACCCAUCCUUUCAGCCAAGGUUCGCAUGUUCAUUCCAAUACCCGAUAAAAGCUGACUUCGGACUAUGAUGUGGAGAUCGAGAACUUGGUUACUUCUUCAGAAAUAAUGCAUGGUAUCAUCCGCGUCACCCAUAUGUGUUGUUGUCAAACUGUUUAUCCUUUUCAUCCAAUGAUUUUGCUGAGUUAUUCCGUCUGUAAUGUAUGCACAAAGAAGUUACGAGAGGUGGCUCUUUUUAUUCAACCUUUGAGGAGUGUUUCUUGUAGACUUUGGUUUCUUAACUGGCUGAUCCUACUAUUUUCAAGCAUUGACAUGAGAAACUUCAUGCAUGUUGUGGCGGCGGAUUAAGAUUCCAUUACAUUCCAAGUUUUCCUUUCUUUCAUGAUGACCA
Molecule: messenger RNA, 2373 nt
Organism: Magnolia sinica
Lineage: Eukaryota; Viridiplantae; Streptophyta; Magnoliopsida; Magnoliales; Magnoliaceae
Exons: 5
Coding region: 244-1851 (535 amino acids)
Source: RefSeq, a predicted model, not a curated record